CAUGUAAAGGCGUCUGUUGCUUUAGCGUCAAGAAGCUGCGCAAUAUCUUUUGCGCAGCUCGACGCUCGAGUCGCUCAACGCUCGACGCUUGCAUGUAACUGCACCUUUAGGCGUCUUCACGUGACAUCACUUUAAUUCCUGCGUCAAAAGAAGGAAGUUGAAUUUCUUUAAUUUCUAGCGUCAACAACAGCGUAGCGAAUAGUGCAAUAUGAACAUUGUGUUUUAGUAAGAUAACCAUGAUAAAUGAAUAUAGAAUUGUUCACACUUGUGGAAUAUGUGAAGAAAUAUGUGAAGCCGAAAAUUUAAAAAAUCAUUCUUGUUUGGAAGGUUAUAAUAACUAUCUUAUUAACGAAAAUACUAUAUAUUUUUAUCCAGUAUUAGAUAAUGGUACUGCAAUUAUUCGACGUAGUGCAAUUAAUAAUGAAAAGAAAAUUAUGGUAGAACCAUUUCAACAAGUAUUUUUGAAAAUAAUUAUGUCAGCAUAUACAUCAGCAGCUACAUCAAAUAAAAUUAAAACACACAGAAGAACAUCAAAAUUUAACUUUAAUGAUGAAGAAACUCUGAUACUUGAGGUACGAAAUAGGUCUGCAUUGUGGAACUAUUCAUUACCAUUAAAAGAGCGAAAUCUAAAAAUUAAAAAGCAAUUAUGGGAGGAAAUUGCACAAAUUUUUAACAGAAAAUUUAGUGUAGAAGAACUCAAAUUAAAAUUUAAAAGUCUUCAUGAUACAUUUAGAAAAAUUAUACACUCUGAGCAUCAAGUAAGUGGGUCUACCCGAAAAAAUUUUACGACAAAAUGGCCUCAUUAUCAGUCUAUGCAGUAUCUUCGUGAUCCUUGCUUAGAUAAAACGACAAUGUUUAACAUUGAAAUUGACGAAAGAAAUAGAACAUUAAAUACAUCAAUUAAUGACGAUGAUGUCGAAAGUAUUUUACCAGAUAAUGGUACUACAAUUAUUCGACGUGGUGCAGUUAAUAAUGAGGAGAAAAUCGUGACAGAACCAUUUCAACGAACAACUAGGUCAGCAGCUACAUCAAAUAAAAUUAAAACACACAAAAGAACAUCAAAAUUUAACUUUGAUGAUGAAGAAACUUUGAUACUUGAGGUACAAAAUAGGCCUGCUUUGUGGAACUAUUCAUUACCAUUAAAAGAGCGAAAUGGAAAAAUUAAAAAACAAUUAUGGGAGGAAAUUGCACAAAUUUUGAAUAGAAAAUUUAGUGUAGAAGAACUCAAAUUAAAAUUUAAAAGUCUUCAUGAUACAUUUAGAAAAAUUAUACACUCUGAGCAUCAAGCAAGUGGGUCUACCCGGAAAAAUUUUACGACAAAAUGGCCUCAUUAUCAGUCUAUGCAGUAUCUUCGUGAUCCUUGCUUAGAUAAAACGAGAAUAUUUAACAUUGAAAUUGACGAAAAGAAAAGAAUAUCAAACACAUCAAUUAAUGACGACGAUGUCGAAAGUAUUUUACCAGAUUCUACCGAAAGAAGAAAGAAACCAAGAAACGAAGGAAAUACAAAUGGACUCGAGAGAAUUACUCUUUGUCAAUCCAACAAUGAUUUUUUUUCAUCCCCACCUUCGGUGCCAGAUGAAAUAGACUCAUUUUUGUCAAGUGUAGGACAUCGUUUAAGACGAAUGCCGUCUCGAGAGCAACUAGAUAUAAUGCAACAAAUAUUUGAUAUUACAUAUAGAGCAUUAAUAAAAAAUGAGUAAAAUUACCACAGCGCGAGCAAAAUGCGCAAUCACAAGUAUUAAAAUUAAAUUAUUUAUUUAUUUUUAAAUUACAAACAAACAAACAUUGUGACUCUUUUGGAAUCACAUUCAGCAUAUCAAUAUGCAGAAACAAUUCUAGCCAUCAUCGGUUAGCAAAAACGGAAAGCAGUCGAGUCAUUAACGCUGCAACGGUUUGCCAAAUCCGUAGUGACAUCUUUACCUUUAUUACAAUUAUUAUUUUAUUUUUGAGUAUAUUUCUAAACAUACAAUAAAUGAAACACAAUAAAACAUGUA
Messenger RNA from Solenopsis invicta (red fire ant), 1994 nucleotides. RefSeq lists its product as uncharacterized. Gene Ontology annotation, biological process: regulation of transcription by RNA polymerase II. The record is from RefSeq and is a predicted model, not a curated record. The transcript is spliced from 11 exons. Lineage: Eukaryota; Metazoa; Arthropoda; Insecta; Hymenoptera; Formicidae. The coding region runs from base 237 to 1700 and encodes 487 amino acids. Gene Ontology annotation, cellular component: transcription regulator complex; nucleus.